GGUACGAUACGGUACCGUACUGGUAGGUUUCUUGGUUGUGAAUCCAAAAUCAAGAGUGUGAUAUCAAGAUGAAAAUUCAAGGUGCUGUUGCUCUUAUUACUGGUGCUGCUGAAGGACUCGGCAAGGCCUUUUCAGAGGAAUUACUCAAGAGGAGUGUUAGAGGAGUCAGUAUCGUCGAUUACAAUCCUGCAAAGGGAAAGGCCACAGAAGAUGAACUAAACAAGAAAUAUGGGGAGGAUAAAGUCCGAUUCUUUCAAUGUGAUGUAACUUCAAAGGACCAGUUAGAAGAUGCCUUUUCAAAGACCCUUGAGCAUUAUAAGGGCAUAGACAUUGUCUGCAACAAUGCGGGAAUAGGAGAUGAGAUCAACUGGGAGAGAACUGUUGAUGUAGACUUGGUAGCUGUCAUGAGAGGCACCUUUCUUGCCAGGCAGAUGAUGGAUAAGAAAAACGGAGGGAGAGGAGGUAUUGUUAUCAACAUUGCAUCCAUGGCUGGCAUGUUGCCCAUGCCCUUGGCACCUGCAUAUACUGCUGCUAAACAUGGUGUACUAGGAUUCACAAGAGCUAUUGCGAUUGGAGACCGUGUAUUCAACCCUAAGAACGUUAGAAUAAACUGCCUUUGCCCAAGCUUCAGUGAGACAGCGAUACUGGAAGGAAUGAGAGAGUUGAUCAAGCAUCCCGUAGCAAAGGCCAUAUAUGGUUCAGAACUAGAAACUAUUCCAGUUUCAAUGGUAGCUGAGGGUUUCAUCCAGCUCGUGGAAGAUGACAGCAAACAUGGAGAAGUGAUGAGAUGUACUCCUCAGAAUGGGAUCGAUUACAAAAAGUACAGAGACUGGGUCCCAAGCAAGCUCUAAUACUGUGUUUACACCCACAAUGGUGCAGAAAUUGUCAGUGCCUCGUCUGUAAAUGAAUUGCAAGUCAGGUAACAUGUAAUACCUCUGAGGAAAUUGUGUACCCAAGUAACGUCAUCUCACACUAGGGGCCCGUUUCAUAAAGAACUUUAACACAACUGUUGUAACUUUGCCAUUAUGGCAACUAC
Lytechinus variegatus (green sea urchin) is the source of this 1036-nucleotide messenger RNA. RefSeq names its product 15-hydroxyprostaglandin dehydrogenase [NAD(+)]-like. NCBI's taxonomy places the organism in Eukaryota, Metazoa, Echinodermata, Echinoidea, Temnopleuroida, Toxopneustidae. Gene Ontology annotation, molecular function: oxidoreductase activity, acting on the CH-OH group of donors, NAD or NADP as acceptor. The transcript is spliced from 8 exons. The record is from RefSeq and is a predicted model, not a curated record. The coding region runs from base 69 to 851 and encodes 260 amino acids. Gene Ontology annotation, cellular component: cytoplasm.